UAGAUUUGUUUGUGGAGUCAAAAGCUACUAUUCAUCAGUUUGAGACUUGAAAGUUAUUGUUCUUCAAUGGGGUACAUACAAGAAGCUCGCGAGAAUCAUGUGAAGAAGAAAGUAGAAGAAGCUCUGCGGAGCAAAAUGAAGCAGAAGGCACUGAAGGAAUGCGACCAUUACGCUCUAAAAUACGCGGAAUGUGCGACGGGGAGGACGAUCUCCGUCGUUUGGCAGUGUCGCCAACAGGCAAAAGAGUUGAACAAUUGCCUUCACCAACACACCAAUGAUGCUGUCUUGGAAAAAAUGAAGAGAGAGUACACGCUUCAACAAGAUGCCAAGGGAUCCUAAGUCUAAAGCUCAUUUUCUUUAGGCAUGUGCCGAUUUUAGGCCUUAAGAAUCUGAGACGCGAACUUGCAAUCUGACUCUCGAAAGAUACUUAAGUUGCAUCUUUCUUAUUAUUUUGGGCAUAAAUGAGGUGUAAACUGUCAAAUUUGAAUGCAAUUUGAUGAUAAUGGUGAUUUUAAUUUUGUUUUA
Morus notabilis is the source of this 525-nucleotide messenger RNA. RefSeq lists its product as uncharacterized. Bases 67 to 339 code for a protein of 90 amino acids. The transcript has 3 exons. NCBI's taxonomy places the organism in Eukaryota, Viridiplantae, Streptophyta, Magnoliopsida, Rosales, Moraceae. The record is from RefSeq and is a predicted model, not a curated record. Gene Ontology annotation, cellular component: mitochondrion.